Molecule: messenger RNA, 1068 nt
Organism: Lutzomyia longipalpis
Lineage: Eukaryota; Metazoa; Arthropoda; Insecta; Diptera; Psychodidae
Gene: AIMP1
Product: aminoacyl tRNA synthase complex-interacting multifunctional protein 1
Exons: 2
Coding region: 57-953 (298 amino acids)
Molecular function (GO): tRNA binding
Source: RefSeq, a predicted model, not a curated record
UGAAUCCAAUCAGAGUGAAGUUGGUCAAAAGUCACUUUGCCACCGCACAGCUGUGAAUGUUUUCCACGAGAUUUUUCCGUAUUUUUCCUGGAUUUUCACACACAAUGAGUGCUUUGGAGCGUUGUUUGGCCAACAAUGAGCUGGCAGAGGGUUUGAUUACAUCCCUAAAGACUGAGAUCGCUGCUGUGCGACAGAUGAAGAUUGAGCAGAGAAAGAAGGAACUCCGGGAGGAGAAUGCACGCCUCCGGGAGGAUGUUGAGAAGGUCAAGGCGAAGCUAAUUCAUCUAGAGUGUGCCAGUGGACGUCCACAGAUUCCAGUGCCUGGGCAGAAGGCUCCCAUCAAAGCAGAAGUGCCACAGAAGCCCCAGAAGGUGCCUGAAAGUGAAGAGCAGAAGCCACCGGUGGAGAAGAAGCCCAAAAAGGAGAAACAGGAGAAACCUGCUGCAGCUCCGGAAGCUCCAAUUGAUGUUGGACGCCUGGACUUCCGUGUGGGGAGAAUCAUAGAAGUUUCCCGUCAUCCCGACGCCGACAGUCUCUACGUGGAGAAGAUUGACUGUGGUGAACCACAGCCACGCACUGUUGUCUCCGGGCUGGUGAAAUUCAUCCCACUGGAGGAGAUGCAGAAUCGCAUGGUGGUGGUGUUGUGCAAUCUCAAGCCCGCCAAGAUGCGUGGAGUCACCUCCGAAGCAAUGGUCAUGUGUGCCUCCUCACCGGAUAAAGUGGAAAUUCUCGCACCACCCGAAGGGGCCCUUCCGGGAGAUCUCGUUCACUGUGAGGGCUUUGAACGUGCCCCCGAUGCCCAGCUGAAUCCCAAGAAGAAAAUCUUCGAGACCUGUGCUCCGGAUCUUCGGACAAAUGCCGACCUAGUCGCUUGUUUCCGCAAUGUCCCACUCCAAGUACCCGGAAAAGGCCUCAUCUGUGCCCAAACUCUCCGAGAUGUGAAUGUUAAGUAGAGAAGGAUGCAAAGGAAGUUCCGGAAAUGGGAAUUUCCACCUAAAAAAUGAAAAGAAAUAAUUUAUUGGAGUGUUUUUUCUUGAAUUUUCAAAUAAAGAAGAAUUUUUCAAUCUU